CUGGCGUGCCCAUCAGUUGAUGGCACUGCGUCAGCAAAGCGUCUCGCUCACUCGCAGCUUCUGUCUAACAGGACAGGCAUGUGGUGUCGUGGCAUUUUAGGGACGCGUGCUAUUUCCAACAAGACGCUUGUUUUCACGUCCUUGCAGCGCUUGACGAGUAAUAGUACCAAUGUUAUCGAGAAUCUCAGUGCGACGGCCAAACAACUCAACGUUGUUCCGUCAAGACAGCCGGUGCAACGCUCGAUCGCUUCAAACGCGUGUGGAAGUACAAUCGGCGACAUUAUCGAUCAAUGGAGUCGUCGAUUUGAGGCCGAGGGCAUACCGGAGCCGGUAGAGUCGAUAGAGCACAUAGUAGCGCACAUUGUAGGAACCAGGAAGACGUUAGAUGUUUUUAACAUGAGAAACGACAAAUUCAACGCGAGCCAGAUCGAGGAAUUGGAAUCGCUGUGCGAGUGCCGAUUGUCGAGGAUGCCAGUGCAGUACAUUAUUGGCGAGUGGGACUUUCGGGACAUUACCGUGAAACUGGUGCCACCAGUCUUUAUACCUCGCCCGGAGACAGAGAUACUGGUGGAUUUCGUCCUGAAGAGACUAAACUCGUCGCCACUUGAGAACUGCGAGAUUUUAGAGAUUGGUUGCGGCUCAGGCGCUAUAUCGCUGGCGCUUGCUCACGCUUGUAAAAAGAUAAAGUGCACAGCGAUCGACGCUAGUCCGCACGCUUGCGACUUGACCAUGACGAAUCGCAGCCAACUGAACUUGAUGGAUCAAAUCGCAGUGAUACACGCAACCCUGAAGCCGGACGCUACUGUCGAAGUUACGAGCAUGUCGAACGGUGCCGGUAAGAUGGAUUUGAAUUCGAAGCAGUUUGACUUUGUAGUCAGUAAUCCACCAUACGUACCGACGAAGAAAAUACUGGAUCUGGAGCCUGAGAUAAAAAUCUAUGAGGAUCUCAGGGCGUUGGAUGGUGGUGACGAUGGGCUGAAAGUCAUUAAACCACUCCUAAGAUAUUCCGCUAAGGCGUUGAAACCUGGCGGACGUCUCCUCGUGGAAGUUGAUUCCACUCACCCCGAGUACAUAAAAUUUUUUACUAACAAGUAUUCUGAUUUGAAGCUGCAUUACGAACAUACGUACAAAGAUUUCUGCAAUAACGAUCGUUUCGUGGAAGUACUGAAAGUCAACUAAAGAGAAGUUGUCAAUACCGUGAGCUCUCUCGAAGUUUGUCGCCUUGCGAUAAUUACUUUUGUACGAUAGAUUCGAUAAAAGGAACAAGUUACA
Harpegnathos saltator (Jerdon's jumping ant) is the source of this 1272-nucleotide messenger RNA. It is a transcript of the gene HemK1, whose product is annotated as HemK methyltransferase 1. Lineage: Eukaryota; Metazoa; Arthropoda; Insecta; Hymenoptera; Formicidae. Gene Ontology annotation, cellular component: mitochondrion. Gene Ontology annotation, biological process: protein methylation. The record is from RefSeq and is a predicted model, not a curated record. Bases 79 to 1179 code for a protein of 366 amino acids. Gene Ontology annotation, molecular function: protein methyltransferase activity; nucleic acid binding. The transcript is spliced from 5 exons.